This is a messenger RNA of Diabrotica virgifera virgifera (western corn rootworm), 2488 nucleotides long. Its product is annotated as zinc finger protein 664-like. Gene Ontology annotation, molecular function: DNA-binding transcription factor activity; RNA polymerase II cis-regulatory region sequence-specific DNA binding. Bases 254 to 1735 code for a protein of 493 amino acids. The record is from RefSeq and is a predicted model, not a curated record. Gene Ontology annotation, biological process: regulation of transcription by RNA polymerase II. NCBI's taxonomy places the organism in Eukaryota, Metazoa, Arthropoda, Insecta, Coleoptera, Chrysomelidae. The transcript has 2 exons.
CGCUGACAGCGAGUCGUCAGCGACGUGGUGGCGACGUCAGCUGAUUAUUUCUAUUUCCUUAUUUCUAUUUCUUACCCGUUUUGUAGUUUAUAAAUUUAUAAAAACAACGAAUUUAGAAUGUAGUUUUCUGUAGGUAGGAACCAUAAACAUAAAAAUCAUAUUAUUUGAUUUUGCUUUUUGGAUGUAAACGUAAAACUGAAAUACCUCUACAAUAACGAUCUAUUUAUACAUAAAUUUAUUUUAAAAAUCAAAUAUGGAAAUAAAUCGAGAAGCUAGUGAAAAAACUGUUGAAAUAAAAGUAGAAAACGAAGACACCUGUGUUGGUCCCUUGGAUGCUUUCAAAAUUGAAAUUACAGAAGAACCCAAGAGAGAACCCAGAGAACCCGCAUACGAGGCAUUUGGUUCUUUAGACUCAAAUAAAUUUCUGUUAAACACUGAAGUAAAACAAGACGAAUAUAAAUUUGCACCAUUUCAAGAAAAGCAAAGAACAGAUGAAGAAAGUUGUGCCGAGGAAGAGAACAUAUUGAAAAUAAUUGAACCAUUACGUUCGUCUCAUAAAGGAAAGUAUACAGGUCAUCACAUUGAAGGAAAAAUAUUAAAUAAAAAUGUGAAUGUUGAGACUGGACAGAGACCUUAUAAAUGUGAAAUUUGUUUCAAGCAAUUUACUGCAAAAAGUAGUUUGAAAACACAUUUGAGAGUGCACACUGGAGAAAAACCGCAUAAGUGUGAAAUUUGUUCAAAGCGAUUUAUUACAACGAGUGAUUUGAAAAAACAUUUGAAAACGCACACUGGAGAAAAACCUUACAAGUGUGAAAUUUGUUUUAAACAGUUUAGCGAAGCCGGUAGUUUGAAAACACAUUUGAGAUUGCACAGUAGAGAAAAACCGUACAAGUGUGAAACUUGUUUAAAGCAGUUUACUACGACAAGUUCGUUCAAAAGACAUUUGAGAGUGCACACUGGAGAAAAACCGCCCAAAUGUGAAAUUUGUUUUAAACAGUUUUCUACAGCAGGUAGUUUGAAAAAUCAUUUGAGAGUCCACACUAGCGAAAAACCUUACAGAUGUGAAACUUGUUUUAAACGGUUUAGUGAAGCAGGUAAUCUCGGAAAACAUUUGAGAGUACACACUGGAGAAAAACCGCACAAAUGUGAAAUUUGUUCAAAGCAAUUUAUUACAACAAGUGAUUUGAAAAGACAUUUGAAAACGCACACUGGAGAAAAACCUCACAAGUGUGAAAUUUGUUUUAAACAGUUUAGCGAAGCCAGUAGUUUGAAAACACAUUUGAGAUUGCACAGUAGAGAAAAACCUUACAAGUGUCAAACUUGUUUUAAACAGUUUGGUCAAGCAGGUGCUUUGAAUACACAUCGGAGAGUACACACUGGAGAGCAACCUUACAAGUGUGCGGUUUGUUUUAAAUGUUUAAGUACAGCAGAUAAUUUAAAAAUACAUUUGAGAUUGCACAGUGGGGAAAAACCUCACCAGUGCGCUAUUUGUUUAAAGCAAUUUACUGCAAAGAGGAAUUUGAAAGUACACUUAAGAGUGCACACUGGAGAAAAACCUCACAAGUGUGAAAUUUGUCUUGAGCAAUUUAGUCAAACAAGUUCUUUGAAAACACAUUUGAAAGUGCACACGGAAGAAAAACCGCUUAAAUGUGAAAUUUGUUUAAACCAGUUUUCUACAGUACGUAGUUUGAAAAUUCAUUUAAGGGUCCACACUGACACUGGAGUUAAACUUUAAGAGUGUGAAAUUUGUUUAAUACCCGCUUUAUAUCAACAAGAAAUUGACAAAGUUAUUCAAGGCCAAAUUUGACGUGUACAAAAUGUAUGGUUUGUGGUACAAAACACAAUUUGACAUCCAAUUUUACCCACAGAUCACCUAAAGUGUUCUGUAACUUUAAUGUGGAUCAAAAGAAAAUGAAGGAAUUUGAUGAAAUAUAACAAUCGGAAAAGCUAGAUCAAUCUUCAACCGUGUGGGGGCGUUCUUCAAGAGCCACAACCUUUCUCUUGGUAUAAAAGUAAGAAUGCUGAGAUGUUACGUCUUCUCUGUCCUUUUUUAUGGUGUUGAGUCAUGGACCUUGAACGAGGAUAUGUGCCGAAAAUUGGAAGCAUUUGAGAUAUGGCUAUAUCGGAGAAUUCUUAAAAUCCCAUGGACUGAUCGGAUCACAAAUGAGGAGGUUCUUAGAAAAAUGGGGAAGAACCGAGAAGUACUCUAACCACCAUCAAAUCUCGAAAGUUGGAAUAUUUUGGACAUAUUAUGCGAAAUGAAUCCAGAUAUGCCCUCCUACAAGCCAUCAUGCAAGGAAAAAUAUUUGGAAAGCGAGGUCCAGGAAGAAGAAGAACACAGGGGCGGCCCGUCGGGGUAGGCAAGGUAGGCGCCGCCUACCCUCUUCAAAUGUAGUACAAUAAUAUAAAUUAUUAAUAUAAAUUACUUAUUUCAAAAUUGUAAUUUAUAAAUUUUGACACAAUACCUACAAUAAAAUAGCAAAAAUUA